GCCUUUCCCGCCCACCAACACCCGAGGGAACAGCUAACAACAAAGACUCUAUGGAAAGCUUCAAGGCCCGUUUGGCAGACCAUGUGUUGGGAUGGCCGCCAGCUCUGCACACGGUUUUUCCUGACAAGCGGUGUUGCUAAAUUACCGGUAGGAUAUGAUCCAAGGUGCAAAAACAUGUUAAAUAUUAUAUUAAGCGAAAUUCUGGGGGGGAUAACCGGUGCGACAGGUAUGUAGAACACACGGUCUGCCAAACACCCCCUGACUGACUCGGGCCAGGCUGCGCACACGACAGCAUGCACGCAUCGCGGAAAACACAUUUUUCUGUCAUAGGGAAUAUGAUAGCACGGGAAACGGUGAGGUUGCCGAGCUGCUCUGGCCCAUUCCGAAUAGCCCAAAGCUCACCAGUGCUCACAUCGCUUCACGGAAGAAGAGAUAUCUGCAUGGUCUCUCCGUUUGUUUGAAGCGUGCAUGAUUCCCUAUCGCCCGGUAGAAUUUGUUUUGUUAGUGAGUUAUUGCCAACAGGCAUUCAGGCUUUGAGUUUGGCUCGGGUGUUCCUCUUUCGGUGAUCCAGUCUCAGAGGUCGCUCACUAUACUUGUGCGGAAUGCUUUCAGAGGCCACCCGACCGUGGGGCCUGGUUGUACGAUACCACACCGUUAAAAAUCUUGAAAUCUAUGAUCAGAUUAUCAGUCGGCAACUGCUGGCCCGCCCAUGAUGGGCUUUAUUGACGAGUUAACGAAAUUGUGGAUACCGGUUAACAUCCAGCGCGCUGAUCUCGUCCCGUGUCAUGAAUACACUCAUCCUUCUCCGCCGCUUUGCUACCUAGAAUCUGGAGAUUACGGUUCUGGGGGAGGGAGU
Messenger RNA from Tuber aestivum (summer truffle), 856 nucleotides. NCBI's taxonomy places the organism in Eukaryota, Fungi, Ascomycota, Pezizomycetes, Pezizales, Tuberaceae. The record is from the annotation of a GenBank genome assembly.